Mizuhopecten yessoensis (Yesso scallop) is the source of this 9761-nucleotide messenger RNA. Its product is annotated as ankycorbin-like. NCBI's taxonomy places the organism in Eukaryota, Metazoa, Mollusca, Bivalvia, Pectinida, Pectinidae. Gene Ontology annotation, molecular function: actin binding. The transcript has 24 exons. The record is from RefSeq and is a predicted model, not a curated record. Bases 706 to 3621 code for a protein of 971 amino acids.
UAUGGAAAAAGAUUGUGUACGGAAGCCACCGUCUAAGUCUACUAUUGUGAUUGUCUGACUGUCGACAGACGACUUGUUGCGUAUUUUGUCAUUGGAGCUGACUUUGCAGGUUAGCGUAUCGGGCGGGGCGUGCACGCUGUACAAUUCAAGAUUGAACCCACCGGCUAUUGGAACUCCAGGUAUGCGUGUCACGGCUCGACGAACACCUAUAUAUGGGCCAAUACUUCAGUGUCACCGUGGAAUAUACUGAUGUGUUUCCUUUGAUAAAGGUUUAAAACAUAUAUAGCUACCUGGUGGCCACCUAUAUACACACACCGGGGGGAACAGCUUACUGCGGGUACCCUCGCUCUGUACCUGUCGGUGACGACCUGGAUGUGUAAGGAACUCCCCUAAGGAUUACGUCGUUGUUGACAUCAGUGUUACACUGGAAGUGUAUAUAUAUAACCAGGUACUGUGGAGUACUGUUUUGUUGCAAUGACAGAGUGUGCAUGAACAGGAAAUCCAUUUUGACCUCCGCACAGGGUAUAAUGUAGUCAAAGAUGUGACAGAAUGCUGCCCAGGUGAGAUUUGUCCGGCCCAACAUGACAGAAGGUUGACCGAUGACCACGGGAUACAAAUGUAGCCACCCGAUGAAGUCAGGAGACUUACCUAAUUUUUACACAUGUGACUUAGACAAGCCGAAGUGACAUAAACUUCAGGACCAGAAUGUCUUCCAAAACCAAAACGAAGGGCUCCAAACUGGGGCUUUUCAAGUUCCGCAAGAGUACAACAGAUUUGUCAGAAUGGAACAAGAAUGAUGAGAAGCUACUGAAGGCCGUGGAAUCGGGAGAUACAGCUAAGGUUGAAAGUGUUCUACAUAAAAAGGCAAUGGUUCCUACAAAGCUGGGACCAAAGGGGCUAUCUGUGUUCCACAUCGCCUGUGCUGCGGGGAGGACUCCGAUCGUGGAACAGUUUCUUGGUUACGGAGCUGACGCCAACUUAAAAACCAUACAAGAAACAUCUCCGUUACAGUUAGCAGCAGGCAAUGGUAGAGCUGAUAUUGUGCAACGACUUAUACAGGCAAGAGUGGAGAUAGAGGAAACCGACAAGAAUGAGACGACGGCACUACACCAUGCCUGUAUGGGUAUGCAUGUUAACUGUGUCCAGGUGCUGCUCCACCACAAGGCUGACGUCAGCGUGGGAGACAAGACGGACAAGACACCUCUGUUCUAUGCCUCACACAACGGGGACUUACAGAUCUGUAAGGAGCUGCUGGACCGAGGGGCAGAGGUCAAUAGGUGUGACACGUCAAACAUCACCCCACUGAUGGCAGCAGCCAAGCAAGGUCAUAAGGAGGUGUGUGAACUUCUACUGAGAAAGGGAGCUGACCCACAGGCCACAGACAUACAGGGAAGGAAAGCCCUUCAGUAUGCUUUAGACGCAGGACAUGAAGAGCUGGAGGAGGUGUUUAGUAAAGCACCGACGAGGGCCUCCUGGGACCUCAACUCAUCUAAGACUGCCAAUGGUCCAUCAAGCAGUGCAGAUGGAGAUGUUGUCAUACAGACACCUACAUCAGAGAUGCCAGAGGCUGAUCAGGUGGAUGCAGUUGCUCAGUUUAUACCUGCCAACACACCUGAGUUUGACCGGAAGCCUUCCAACAAUGUAUCCCCUAGCCACCAACCAGUACCUCAGCCAAGAAUCACAAAACCAGCAGAGAUUCCUCCCCAGGUAAAUGCUGUUGACCAGCGUGCAGUGGAGGCCUUCAAGGGAGAUAACUCUGGAGAGGAACUGGAGGAGGAGCAUGAACAACUCAACGAAGAGUUCCACAGAGUUACCUCCCAUAACAGGAAGUUACAGGGUGAUAUAUUGUCCCUACAGAAGCAGCUACAGGAACUUCAACAGGCGGCUUCUGAAGACAAGACAAAAGACUUGGAGAAAAUGGUGGAGGGUCUUGAGGUCAAACUAGCCGAGGAAAAGGAGAGGAAUCAGGAAUUGGAGGAGAAGUUCUCCUCACAGACUAAAUCAGAGAGUGCACCUGAAGAGGAUGGGCAAUCCACAGGAGAUGUCUGGAAUGACAGUGAAGAUGAUUUGUUCGAUUCUCCUGGUCACAAGGCCAAUGGAGGAAUGGAGCCUGAUGAUAAACAGAUGGUAGCCUUGUUACGGAGUCAAAUCCUCACACUCCACCAGGAGAACGACCAACUCAAGGAACGUGCACAGUCUGUACCUCCUGAGGCUGUAGGGACUCCCUCUUUCCUCGCCCCCGUGGCACAGGACCUGCCCCCGGGGAUCAGAGUCCAGCUUGAGGAAAAGGAAGAGGAGUUGGAGGAACUCCAUAAUAAGCUCAUCACCUUGGAGGAGGAAAACAAGAUCAUCAUUGAACAGAUUAAGAGGAACAGACACAGGGAGGAAGACUUUGUGGAGAGGGAGAUUCAGACAUCUCCUAAGACCGUUAACGGAGACAACCAGUCAUCACCAGACAAUAGAUCCACACCAGACCAACUCUCAAAAACAGCGGCUAAAUCAGAGGAUGUCGGUGAUGAGAAAAGUGAGGAGGUGGAGAAAUUGAAACACGACUUAGAAACACUGAGAGAAACGUACGAAAAGUUGGUACAGGCUGGGGACAAUCUGCAGGACAUGUACGACCAGGUUUUACAGGAGAAAGAUCAACAGUCUGAGGAGUUCGAGAAACUUUUACAGGAAAAAGAAGAAAUUGUGAAAGAAAAUGAAUUUCUUUUAUCUGAUGGCAAUGCCAUGCAUGAGGACCUAGAAAAGUUAGUGCAAGAAUUAGAAAAAAAUCAGGAAAACUUAGAAAAGGUUCAGUCUGAGAAGGAGGAUUUAGAGCGAAAACUUGCAGCUGUAAAUAUGUCAGGUAAAGCUAGUGAGAUGGCGAAGCUGAUGGAGGAGCGUGAUGGAUACAAAUCACGAUAUGAGGAGGAGGUGGCGGAGCGUGGACGGCUCCAGGAGAACCACGACGUGGUACUGGAGGAGGUACAGAACCUACAGGAAAAGAGUCAGGCCAUGUCAUUGGAGCAGGAACAGAUUCAGCAGGAGUACGAGGGCCUACAAGACGAGUACGAUCAACUUUCACAGCAGUCGGAGGCCCUCCAACAAGACUACACACAGCUGGAGCAGGACUACUCAGAACUGCUCGGUGACAAGGAGAAGAUGGAGCAGGAAUUCCUAGAGGUGCAGACAGCCAGUGUCCAGGUGGAACAUCGCAACCCGAGCCUCCUCGAGGAGAAAGAACACCUCCAGGAGGAGUACGACAUGCUGGACUACGAGAAGGAGCAGCUAGAACUCACCAUCGCAGAAAUGUCAAAGAACAAUGCCUUGUUAGAGGAACAAUUAGAUAAAAUUAGAAUUGAGUUGUCAAGGACACAUGAAAAAUUGAAAAAGGAAUCUGCAAUUAGGGCACAGCAAGAGUCUGAAUCAACUACAGACAAGGACAAACAAGCGAAGUCUCAACAAACACAGAUAUUACGCCUACAGCAACAGCUCGCAGAAACAGAUCGACAUCACAGGGAUGUUGUAAACACAUACAGAACGCACCUCAUCUCGUCAAUACAGGGACAUAUGGAUGAAGAUGUUCAGCAAAUCCUGUUCAACAUAGUUGACCUACGCAGCGUGGAAGAGUACUGCUGACCCUGGCUGUGCCUGCCUUCCUCGUCUCCAUGGAAACUCAGCAGCAUUGAUCAUGUGAUCUGUACAGAGUGUGAUCAGAAUGGGAGCUACAGGUGUGAUCUUGACCCUGGCUGUGCAAGACUUGUCUCCAUGGAAACUCAGCAAUUGAUCAUGUGAUCUAUAGUACUGAGUGUGAUCAGAAUGGGAGCUACAGGUGUGAUCUUUACCCUGGGUGUGCCAUCCUCGUCUCCAUGGAAACUCAGCAAUUGAUCAUGUGAUCUGUACAGAGUGUGAUCAGAAUGGGAGCUACAGGUAUGAUCUUGACCCUGGCUGUGCAAGACUUGUCUCCGUGGAAACUCAGCACCAAUGAUCAUGUGAUCUAUAGUACUGAGUGUGAUCAGAAUGGGAGCUACAGGUGUGAUCUUUACCCUGGGUGUGCCAUCCUCGUCUCCAUGGAAACUCAGCAAUUGAUCAUAUGAUCUGUACAGAGUGUGAUCAGAAUGAGAGCUACAGGUAUGAUCUUGACCCUGACUGUGCAACACUUGUCUCCGUGGAAACUCAGCACCAAUGAUCAUGUGAUCUAUAUUACUGAGUGUGAUCAGAAUGGGAAAUACAGGUGUGAUCUUGACCUUGGCUGUGCAAGACUUGUCUCUAUGGAAACUCAGCAGCAUUGAUCAUGUGAUCUUUAGUACAGAGGGUAAACACAAUGGGUGUUACAGGUGCAAUCUUGUGAUUAGCCUAGCUGUGAAAGCCUCAUAUCCAUGGAAAUUCAGCAGUAUUGAUUACAUGUCUGGUGCAGAAUAGGAUGGGAACUGAAGCUACAGGUGGGAUUUUGGUAUUCACUGUCCACUGUUGUCCUCCUUGUCAAAUAUCACCAGGUUGCUCUGAUGACCUGGCCUUAUAUCAACACCUGUUUCAGUGAUAUCCCUGGCCUGUAGGUUUCUGUGAUGAUGUCUCCGGCCUGUAUCGACAGGUUUUGUGAUGUCUCUGGCCUGUAUCAAUAGAUUUGAAGUGUCCUUGACCUGGAAGUUCCUGUGAUGUAUUCGGUCUGUAUCGACAGGUUUUGUGAUGUCCUUGACCUGGAAGUUCCUUUGAUGUCUUCAGCCUGUAUCAACUGAUUUCUGUGCCGUGCUGCACCAACAAGGCAUUGGCCAAGUGACCCUGUCCUCUAGGAGUAUUUUAGACACCUACUUUUUAGUUGUUACAGCCCACAGUUAUGAAUAUAAUUCCACACCUUGUGAUGGUUGGUAGAAAAAACAGGAUUCUGGGUAAACAACCUGUUGCCCUGUUCUCAAAUAACCUUCCUUUCUCGAGAAAAUUCCUCUGUUUGGAUAAGACUGGAAGUAUUUAUUAUGGCUCAGCAUCAGCAUUUUGUAAAUUAGAGAGAUUUGUUUAUUCAUACAUGAAACAAUGACACAGUGAGCUAGGAUGGAUAAGGUUGUGAUACACAUUAGGGGUAUGGACCUUUGUGAGGAUAUUAUGUUUUAUUAGGGAGAUAAUUGUACUUUUGAUUAUACCCUAAUUUCACUCUCCUUUAUUUGAUUAAUCAAUUUCUGUUGCAAUGUAUUCUCCACAUGAAGUUAUCCUCAUCCUGAUGCUAAUUGUAGGAGUAAGUUUGUGUUGAUGCUGCUGGGAAUGACUCGGGUCUGCCUUACAGGUGAUGUGCUGUGAGAUUUUACAUUCCUUGGGAUAGUGUAAUAGACAUUGUGUGUCCUUGGUGACCAGGUGACAAUCCUUAACAACAAUAUAAGGACCAAGGUAUAUAUCUACAGGUAGCUUACAGUAUACUAUUCAUAUCCAUUCAUGGCUGCAGAACGAAAUAUGAAUUAUAGUAGAUAAAUUCGGUGUUAUUUUUAUAUAACAAUACUUAGUAAGAUGUUUUAUGUUGAAAGUGUGUGUAAGUAUGUGUAUUAUUUUAUAUACAGUUGUGAGGGACCUCAUCAUUUUACUAGUGUUGCCAUAAAAACAAAAUUUUAUAUUCAAUAUUUUUAUAUGAUUUAUUAAUGAUUAGUUGGGGGUGUUGGAUAGCAUCGAUACAUAACGUAUUGUGUUUAUUUGUUUUUAGUUGUGUCUGUGUGUUUACAGCUAUCAACCUUUGUUGAGGUAACCUGCUAUUUUAUAAACCCUGUAAAAUUGGUAAUAACCAGUGUGAGUGAUAUCUGCUGGAGUAUCCUGUACCCUGUCUUAGUGUUACCUUCCUGUACAAUCAAAACUGAUGUGGUUGAAGACUCAAAUGAUAAAGAAGUAUUUACAUAAUUCUAAGAAUCGUCUCCAAAAUAUUGUUCAUUGAUUCAAGAUGCAAUCUCAGAAGAGAGAAAACAACACCUCUUCACAAAGAGAUUAUGAAUGUGAAUGAACUACAGUCAAAAUAAGCUUCACUCAAAUGGAGGGCUUGAUUGGUAAGGGAGAGGCUUAGUGAAGAAGAGUAGCAAAAAUUCCACUUAAGUCUAGCACCCUUAUAUUUUAGGGAGGUUGAAAGGUCAGUUAUUUGCAGAAAAUUCCCUAACAAACCAAACAACAUAGAGCUUGUUUUAAAAUAUUUUUCAAGGAAAGAAUUAACUUAUUGAAAGCUGUUCAGGGUUUGUUUCUGAAUACCAUUUUUGAUGGAAUAAAGGUGUUUUAUAGCCAUUAGGACCAACUCACCUGUCAGUAUUCAGCGAUGCUACAGGUUUUGACACAUCAAUAUACACAUUCUUUUAUAGAAAGAGCUAACAGCACAGAUACUGUUUCUAGUUUUUGCAAACACUUUAGGUUGUCUUGUCAGGUGUACAUGUAAAUUUUGGUGUAAACAUUUAAUUAAAGUGAAUAUCUACAUAUCAUUCUAGUGCUUCCAGAGGAUAUGUCAACCUCGUAACCAGGUAAACCCCACCAAAACCACAAUUGCCUAAAUAAAUACAAUUCAUGCUACAAGGAUUUUAUUGAGAAAUUGCUACACUAUUUGUAUGAAGUCAUGUCUCUAGUUGGACCAAGCAGCUUUUACAAAAGCAGUCAAAUACCUUUGACAUUAAUGCUAAGAAUGUUUGAUUUGCAAAAUUUUAUGGAAAAGUUUCUGUCUGAAUAAAAUCUGGUUACCAGUACUUAUUGUAUAAAUGUUGCUAUGUCUAUUUUACAAUUUGCAAAUGAACAAAUUUCCUUUUUCCAUGUCUUCCAUAUUUUGUGGAAAGGAAUUCCAUUCCAGAACAAAAAGCAUUCUUGUUUUAUACACAUGUGUGUUUUAACAUCAAGCCAAAGUUUGGCCUAUUCUGACUUUGAAAUGAAGUUUAACAUUGAUUUUAAAAGAUGUUAUUAUUUUUAUUUUGUCCAUUGUCUCUGAACAUUCCGUGAUUAACUUAAUCCCACCUGUCUGGACAAUUCUCCGUAUAAAUGAGCCGUGAUGUUGGCCUAAAGUUUAGUACGGUAACAUUGACUUGUGAUGUAGGUUAGGAUAUUUUACCUUUACCAUACAUAUCAGUUACCUGUGGUCCAGUCCAUCUAAUACACGUACUGUAUUUAAAGACACAUGCUACCUUUAUACAGUAACAUUAUCACUGUUUCAAAAGAGUUCAAUUGAUAGAAAACUUUUGGAUUUUUUUAAAUUCUUAUUCGAACGAAUUAAUUUUGUGAUGGCAUUUUUGAAAAGUAAAUACCACUUAAUGCGUUGCUUACAUUCCUAUUCUGACUUUGAAAUGAAGUUUAACAUUGAUUUUAAAAGAUGUUAUUAUUUUUAUUUUGUCCAUUGUCUCUGAACAUUCCGUGAUUAACUUAAUCCCACCUGUCUGGACAAUUCUCCGUAUAAAUGAGCCGUGAUGUUGGCCUAAAGUUUAGUACGGUAACAUUGACUUGUGAUGUAGGUUAGGAUAUUUUACCUUUACCAUACAUAUCAGUUACCUGUGGUCCAGUCCAUCUAAUACACGUACUGUAUUUAAAGACACAUGCUACCUUUAUACAGUAACAUUAUCACUGUUUCAAAAGAGUUCAAUUGAUAGAAAACUUUUGGAUUUUUUUAAAUUCUUAUUCGAACAAAUUAAUUUUGUGAUGGCAUUUUUGAAAAGUAAAUACCACUUAAUGCGUUGCUUACAUUCCUAUGAUUAUACUUGUACUGUACGCUGGGGAACUUUCACCGAGUCGAUAGUUCACCCUUCACUAGUAAAAUCCCUAUUUGCCCAGUGUUAAUUUGCUCUCCACAUGUAAUCUCUAUAUACUAAGUAUGUUAUGAAGUGUACAAAUAUUUACUGUCACGAUAAAUUGGCAGUCAUUACUGAGGUUGAAAAUGCAAAAAACAAUUAUAAACUGUGGAGAAAAUUUUCUGGCAUGCAGUCAGUAUGUCUCAUUUUUCAUUAAGAAAACAAUAAGGGGGAUAACUCCCAACACAAAUCAUAUAUAUACUGUAUAGCCCUGCAUGUUCAGUAACAAUAUCAUCUUGCCAUUAGAUAUAGAUAACUAACAGUAAAACACUCUUCAUAUUUUGAAAAAAUGGCAGAGAUUGAAGUUAGUCGAUCCCAGGAUUAUUUUCUGGUGAUGUAUUUGGUUGUACAAUAUUAAUACUCAAGGUCAAGUUUCAAGUUAAGCAAGACCCUAAAACAUUUCACCUGUGGGAAAGGGAUGUGUAGUACAUGUAGCAGAAAUUCCAUAUUUGUUCGAUCAUUCACUCAUCUGUAAACAAGGGGUUAGGGUAUAAGACAAGAAACCUGAACAAAAAGGAUGAUAUAGUCUCAGGGAGGCAGUCCUAACAUCAGUUUUUAUGUGUUAAACCACUUAAAUGUUGUAACCAUACAAACAACUACAUUGAUCUUUAGAACAUGUGUAUACAUAUCAUCAUUACUCUAUAUACAUAUCACGAUUAGUCUAUACAUAUCUGAUCUUAUCAUCAGCAUUUUUUUUACUGCUUUUUGAAAAUAACAUUGUGUAUGACUGUUUGAUUCUGUCUAUGUGUGAGAGUUUGAGAGGUACAUUCCAUACUGUAAUAUAUUACAGGUUUAAGCCAAUUACCAGAUUUUAUCAUAUUUACAUGAAAGAUGGCCAUCCUGAUCAUAAUAAUUUUUUAUCAUUCCGUAUGUUAUAUCAGCAAUAAAAUAUUGUUUUGGUUAGCAAGUGUAAUCACACAUUGCAUCAAUAAUACAGGUGUGCCACACAUAUUAUCACACAUGGCAUCAAUAAUGCAGGUGUGCCACGCAUAUUAUCACACAUGGCAUCAAUAAUGCAGGUGUGCCACACAUAUGAUCAUGCAUGGCAUCAAUAAUGCAGGUAUGCCACACAUAUGAUCACACAUGGCAUCAAUAAUGCAGGUGUGCCACACAUGUGAUCACACAUGGCAUCAAUAAUACAGGUGUGCCACACAUAUGAUCAUGCAUGGCAUCAAUAAUGCAGGUGUGUUCCAUGUAUAAUUUCAUUUUCCAUCAAAAAUACAGGUGUGUACCAUGUAUAAUUACAUUUGCCAUCAAAAAUACAGGUGUGUAACAUGUAUAAUUACUUUUGCCCUCAAAAAUACAGGUGUGUACCAUGUUUAAUUACACUUGCCAUCAAAAAUACAGAUGUGUCCUAUGUAUAAUUACAUUUGCCAUCAAAAAUACACGUGUGUACCAUGUAUAAUUACAUUUGCCAUCAAAAAUACAAGGGUGUACCAUGUAUAAUUACACUUGCCAUCAAAAAUACAGGUGUGUACCAUGUAUAAUUACAUUUGCCAUCAAAAAUACAAGGGUGUACCAUGUAUAAUUACACUUGCCAUCAAAAAUACAGAUGUAUUCCAUGUUAAAAUAAUUACACUCACCAUCAACAGUGGAGGUAUGCUCCAUGUUUGUUGGUGUUACAUUAUCAAUAAACAUGUUCUCCAUUAUGAAGUGAAAAUGUGAAUCAAUGAUUUUAGGAAUAAAUUGGUGUAUGAAAAGACAAAGACAGUAAUAUUUAGAGAAGAGAUAGAUGUUUAUAAAUCUUGUUGAUAGGAUACCAGAGAAUGGAGUGCUAAUAGGGUAAGGGUUUAAAUGAUCAAUAUCUAUAUGCAACUGCAAUAUUUUUGGAGUAAUAUAUAAUAUAUGUAGUUAAUAAGAAUACUUCAUAAAAUCAUUAUCAAACAACACAUAUGUUGUUGAUUCAAAAUGUCUCUUUGCAAUCUUAUGUAUUUAUACAUAUAUGGCAAUGAUGUUAAUAGGAAUGAGUACAACAAUAAAAAACGCCAAAACACUAAA